AUGCACCGACUGAAACAGUGCUCAAGGCACCCCAGAAGAACUAUAAGACCCUUGUGCGCGUACAGUCGGACCGUUCUGCGGCCGCAUCUGAGCGUGCUGGGCUGGGAUUUUACCCGCGAGCAUCCCGACGUGGCGGUGCAGAUUGAGGCGCUGGAGGGGUUCACGUAUGAGCUGCGGAAUCCGCUGCAAUGGUUCAAUGCGUUGAUCGAGCAACCUGGUUCGCGCGAGUGGCUGCAAACGAUGAACCGGCGUGGUGCGGAUAUCUUUCUGGUUACGGGGUGUCGCUCGUUGCAAGAUGCGCGGGUGACGUUGCACAGGAAGCACCAAAAGACUAAUGGCAUCAAUGUCAUGGUCGACGUUGGCAUGGUCGCUUCCGCUGCUGCUGGUGCUCCGCUGCCCGUCCCUACCGGCCUGGAGAUCGGGAUCCAGGCGGAGCAGAAGACACUUGACCAACAGAACGAGCAAUACGUGGCACCUGGCGAACAAGUAUUUGCAAUCCAAUAUAAGAAACUACGAUUCAAAACCUUCCCUCGGGACGGUGUCCGGCAAGCAUCCGUGGGCUUGUCGACGCUCUGGGAGGAUGUCCUCGUGCAUCAUGGGGAAGCAGCGCUUAGGACAGAAGCCAAAUUGAUCGCCGUGCAACUGGAUGAUGCGGUGCAGGUGGGCAGACCGACGACCAGAGUGUCCGAUGAGGGGGAGGAGGAUAUCUAUUUUGUCGUCGAUGGAGACCACUGA
Molecule: messenger RNA, 735 nt
Organism: Aspergillus viridinutans
Lineage: Eukaryota; Fungi; Ascomycota; Eurotiomycetes; Eurotiales; Aspergillaceae
Exons: 1
Coding region: 1-735 (244 amino acids)
Source: RefSeq, a predicted model, not a curated record